CGUCAACUAGGGUAUGAGAAAUCAAAUUGGGUUGGGGGACCAUACCUAAAAAUCAUGCAGAGGUCACGUGUCAACCAUCAUCUGAAAUCGGAUAACGCAUUCUUCUUCUUCAGUCCCUAGCAAUAUCUCUAUUACUGUACCUAGCAAUAAGUACUGAAAGUGCUACUCUCUUCUGCUUAAUCAAAAACCCAGAUAAUACUAACUGAAUUCAUCGCCCCGCUCAUAUUUUACUAUUGAUCCAGUCAUCCAGAAAUCUCAAGCUGCUACCUUGUGUAAUUUACAAGAAUGGCGACUCUUUCCAUUUCACCAACAGUUGGAACAACUUUUCCUUGCCCCCAUAGCUACCCACCUGGUUCCUCUUCGUACACUUCUUCUUCAACUUUGUCGCUAACAUUGUCAGCAAGCAGUUCAGGAUUUUUAAAUUCAACUUUCAAGAACAAUGAAAUUCGUGCUCCUAUGAAGAAAAUUGGGACAAGAUCGUUUGGGAUUCGUAUGUCCUGGGAUGGUCCACUAUCUUCCGUCAAACUCAUCCUCCAAGGCAAAAACCUUGAGUUAACGCCUGCUGUGAGGAGCUAUGUGGAAGAGAAGUUGGGUAAGGCAGUUCAAAAGCAUAGCUAUCUAGUCAGGGAAGUCGAUGUUAGGCUGUCUGUUCGAGGUGGAGAGCUAGGAAAAGGGCCAAAGAUUCGAAGAUGUGAAGUUACUUUAUUCACGAAGAAGCAUGGAGUGGUUCGUGCAGAGGAAGAUGCGGAGUCGGUCUAUGGAAGUAUAGAUAUGGUAUCAUCAAUUAUACAGCGAAAAUUGCGGAAAAUUAAGGAGAAGGAUUCAGACCAUGGCAGGCAUAUGAAGGGCUUCGACAGGCUGAAGGUCAGGGACCCAGAAUUGCUGGCAGUUCAAGAGGAUUUGGGGACACUUCCCCAAGAGGAGGAAGUUGAAGAUGAAGAAAGCGAGGGCUUUGUUACUGAGAUUGUUCGUGAGAAGCUCUUUGAUAUGCCACCUUUAACUGUCACUGAAGCAAUUGAACAGAUGGAAAACGUCGACCAUGACUUUUAUGGUUUUCGGAAUGAGGAAACUGGUGAGAUUAACAUUGUUUACAGAAGAAAAGCAGGGGGUUAUGGACUUAUUAUUCCCAAGGAAGAUGGUAAGACAAAGUUAGAGCCUGUGGAGGUUGAACUAGAGAAAGAAACGACGAUGGCAGAAUAGAAGGAAUUGAUGAGAAGUGAUGACAGAGUACAUUUACUUUGCAUUACGGUCACUUUUGGAGUCAAAGAGAGAAGGUUUUCUGCUUGAGGAUGUUUUUGCACCUGUAACAUACUUACGGGUCUACUAAUGUUCAGAAACAGCAAAUGUUAAUUGAGACAAGGCCAAUAUCGCAAAAGGAGCUUCUACAUGAAUGUAGAUGUUUCAACCUUUAAGAUUUCUGUAAAGAUUGUAGUUAUAAUUGAAAAAGAAAAAGAAAAUGUAUGCACAUGUUCCUGGACUAAAUUUACAUCCUAGUAUGUGUGUCUUGGAUCCGUUGGCAGGAGCCAGAACACUUAUCUUGCAAACUUAUGUGUUCUUGAAAUGUUUCGUGUGA
This is a messenger RNA of Nicotiana attenuata, 1573 nucleotides long. RefSeq names its product ribosome-binding factor PSRP1, chloroplastic. Gene Ontology annotation, molecular function: ribosomal small subunit binding. Gene Ontology annotation, cellular component: cytosolic small ribosomal subunit. The transcript has 5 exons. Gene Ontology annotation, biological process: primary metabolic process; negative regulation of translational elongation. The record is from RefSeq and is a predicted model, not a curated record. Lineage: Eukaryota; Viridiplantae; Streptophyta; Magnoliopsida; Solanales; Solanaceae. Bases 286 to 1200 code for a protein of 304 amino acids.